AUGUCGGGACUCGAGAUCGCCGGCGUCGUCCUCGGGGCCUUUCCCGUCCUCUGUGACACGGCCAAGGAUCUCGGGACGGUGUUCAACAAGACAAAAUCAUGGUGGCAGUUUGAGACGUCCUUUGAGAACUUUGUCUCGACGAUAGCCACCCAGGAGAUUGCCUACAUACAAGUCCUGGAGCGCUUGCUCGAUCCCUUGGACAUCACGGACGGAGAUUAUGACGGCCUACUGAGGAACCCGAGGUCGACCCUUUGGCACGAACCGCACAUCCAAGAGGAGCUGCGGCACCGCCUGCCACAGAACAAGUUCACAUGGUUCAUGUGCAAUCUUGCACAGGUCUACUACCUGGAUUCUACUAAUCUCGAAAGCGAGCUGUAUCGUUUGCAGACGAGCUUCAGUAGCGAAAAGGACCGCCUUCUGAAGCGUAUCACGAACAUCAACGACGACCUGCACCAAUUCUUCGACAGAGCUUCAACAGUGACCAGACCCCCCGCUACGAAGCCGACGAUCCCGUUCCGCGACCUGCAUAACCAGGCCGUCACAUUUUACGAAUGCCUGGCCCGCUGUUGGAAAUGCUGCUGCUCGGCUGCGCACACAGUCGGCAUCGCGACUCAUCCAGCGAUUCAAAAGCCGCCUCGGGCGGCCGAACGCGGAUACUUCAAUGUCCUUUUCGAAGCCGAAGCUAAUCCCAAGCAACUACGACUGCAGGUCGAGACAGUUACAAUUGUCGACUGUAUGGCAGCCCUCGACCCUGCGCCGGCUGCACCAACCAUCAAGACUGACGCGGCCAUUGAACUGAAGAGUCAGAUGCUCGUCAAGAGCCAACUCAAGUCGGCCUCGAGCGCAGCAAGCGAAAACAGUAUUGCCACUCUAGCGCUCACAUCCUUGUCGAUAUCGGUACAGGCACGCAAGACGCCGCCAAAGUCCAUACUCAAGAGCGCGGCGAACAAGUUGAGAAAGCUUCAACAUCGGAAAAGUCCCGACAGCUCCCAGGGGCUCAAGACCUCGACCGAGCCAGCGUCGCUCUCCAGUCUCAGUACGACUAGCUUGUCAACCAGUACCACCACACUCACCAGUGGCUCGAGUCUAAAAGAACCCCAACAGAAAAACGGAUUAUCGCGUUCUCAAAGUGACGACUCGUCCACGACGGUACGAUUCGUCGACGCAGAAACCCCGCCAUCUUCGGCGCAGACAGACGAAGGUCGAAAUAGAGAGGUCAAGAGCCUCUGCGACUUCGUGACGGGUGCCGACACUCCCCAAUGUGACAAAGGUAACACGCUAUCGCUCGACGAGGGCCGGCGGGUGAUACUGGAACCCGAGCCAUUGGAUCAGAGCACCCUCAAGGCGGCGACUACGCAAUCCAUCGACCAUUUCCUCCAGACUACCAAGGCGAGACACAGCCGUCUCUCCGUCGGCCUCAGCUUCGCUCUCACCCUUCUCUGCCUGGCCACGUCGUCGUGGAUACCGACGCAGCCGUCCAAGGACGAUGUUUUUCUCGUCUGCUGCGAGUCGAGCGGCAAGAUGCCGAAGCGGCUGGGGCCCUACUUCUCGCGGACCUCGCGCGACAUAUGCUCGUCGCCGCCGUCCGGCUCCAAGGACAGCGGCCGGGUGUGGGACGCCAAGGCGUCGCUCCUCCUCCUCGGCGUCGUGCUCCUCGAGCUCUUUCACGGCCAGACGCUCGAGCAGCAGUCGUCCUGGGCCGAGUCGCUCGGCGACGACGGCCAGCCGAACGAGAGCACGAGGCUCUGCGGCGCGUUCCUGUGGGCGUGCAGGGCCGAGGAGUCGCUCAAGGGGCACUUUGGCAGAGAGCUCGGCGGGGCGCUGUCCGAGGCGAUCCGCAAGUGCAUCUGCUUCGACUUUGGCCGGGACGACGACCGCGGCGACCUGCGACUCGCCGAGGUGGUGUACAGAGAGGUCGUGGUGCCGCUGGAGAGGUGUUGCCCGCAAAUGUGAGCGGCCGACGAGGAUGAUGUAGGCGGGGAGGGGGCAAACAACUCUUGCUAUGAACAAGGGCACCCACCGUAUAGCCGACACUGCCCCAUGUAGUAGCCUCAUACAUACUCUAUACAACAUGCAUGCACGACUGUCAUCGGAAAUGGGAGGAAUUGCAAGUAGUCAGUCAGUCCCAUGUACUCCGUAUUGGCCGUAGACACAAAGGGCCACCCGCGUACCAUGUGUUCUGCUAUGUUGUUUAAGACGUAUAAUGGCAUGAGUCUAGGUGGUUGGCACUUCGUGUCAGCGGCACCCAUCGAAGCAUGGUAGCCAUUGGGCAAGAUUACGAGUUC
This is a messenger RNA of Colletotrichum navitas, 2285 nucleotides long. RefSeq lists its product as uncharacterized. Bases 1 to 1953 code for a protein of 650 amino acids. Lineage: Eukaryota; Fungi; Ascomycota; Sordariomycetes; Glomerellales; Glomerellaceae. The transcript is spliced from 3 exons. The record is from RefSeq and is a predicted model, not a curated record.